Molecule: messenger RNA, 860 nt
Organism: Meloidogyne enterolobii
Lineage: Eukaryota; Metazoa; Nematoda; Chromadorea; Rhabditida; Meloidogynidae
Source: the annotation of a GenBank genome assembly
UUUUUGAAGGCAACAAGUGCUCAUCAAUUCCUACUGCGGGUAAAUGCUCCUUCUGGCUCACCUCCUGUGGACAUGUCUUUUGCGGUGAUUGUGUUGGUGUAGAAAAAGGAGGUAAAAAAGGUUUAUUUUAUGGGAAUAAGGGUAUUUCCGGAAUUGAAUAUUUUGUGGUUUUUCCAUAAAAUAUAAAAUAACUGAAGACAUUUCUGGAAAGUGUUUUUAAUUAAAACAUUUUACGGAAAUUGAGAGGAACGAAAAAAUUUUGGAAAAUUAUUUAACACCUAGAAUCUUCCAGAAAAUUGUUUGAUAGGUAGAAAAAACGGAGGGAUAACGGAGUAGAAAAAAAACGGAGUAGUUUUUCAAGGUCCUGUAAUUUCCGGAAAUUUAUGCAUUUUAGUACGAGGGCAGGUAUGUUGGGGUACAUUGUUAUAGGCUUGCUUUGCGAUUCAGCAAGUGUGAAAAAAACCUGUCGUGUUCGGAGUGCAUGCUACUUUUAUUUAUAUUAAUCUAAUCUUUACACAGAUUUAGCUCUUCUAAUUAAUCCUACUCGUUCCAUCUUUUGUUUUGCUUGCCAACACAACGUCAAAGCCGUUCAAAUUCGACGUGGAAUGGACAACAAUGCUGCUAUGCUUUUUCGGCCGCCUAACGAAAUGUUACAAAAAAUGAGUCAGGAAUUGUUCAAAAUUGGAGAAAUUGUUAAAUUUCAAGCGUGGCAGUCAUCAAGUUUUCAGCGACUUCGAAAGGAUGCUUCUUAUGAAAAUUAUUACAAACAAUUGCUUUACAAAAAUAGGGAUAUUAUUGCAGCGAAACAGCGUGAAUUGGAGAAGGCUAACAGGGAGAUUCAGCAAAUGGCUGCUUUGUAA